Aspergillus pseudonomiae is the source of this 2232-nucleotide messenger RNA. Its product is annotated as putative actin polymerization protein Bzz1. The transcript has 6 exons. The record is from RefSeq and is a predicted model, not a curated record. Gene Ontology annotation, biological process: regulation of actin filament polymerization. NCBI's taxonomy places the organism in Eukaryota, Fungi, Ascomycota, Eurotiomycetes, Eurotiales, Aspergillaceae. Bases 1 to 2232 code for a protein of 743 amino acids. Gene Ontology annotation, molecular function: protein binding.
AUGGCAACACCCGAUGUGGCUCCUCAAUUUGGAGCGGAACUAAAGGAUGCAUUCAAGCCAGUCAACAAUUGGGUCUCCCACGGGGUACAAUGGCUCGACGAGAUACAACAGUUCUACCGGGAACGGAGCGCCAUCGAAAAGGAGUACGCCGCCAAGCUGACGGCCCUUUGCCGAAAAUACCACGAUCGCAAAGCCAAGAAAAUAAGCGCAUUGAGCGUCGGAGAUACUCCAACCAUGACUCCAGGCUCCCUCGAAAGCGCCUCACUUACCACUUGGACUACGCACCUGACAGCCGUUGAAUCGCAUGCGGGGGAACGUGAUCAGUUCGCUACAGACCUCGUUUUCCAGGUUGCGGAACCUCUGAAACAAGCUGCGACGCAAUAUGAGGAAAUCCGAAAGUCUCACGUCGAAUUUCAUGCGAAGCUGGAAAAGGAAAGAGACGCUGCCUACGGCGACCUCAAGAAGGCAAAGGGCAAAUACGAUGGGGUGUGCCAAGAAGUGGAGGGUAGGCGGAAAAAGAUGGAGAAUUCGUUCGAUCAUAGUAAACCCAAGGCCCAGGCUGCAUAUCAGCAGCAGAUCUUGGAAAUGAACAACGUCAAAAAUACGUACCUCAUCAGCAUCAACGUGACGAACAAGUUGAAGGAACGGUUCUACCACGAAUACGUCCCGGAGCUACUAGAUAGCCUGCAAAACCUCAACGAAAUGCGCGUAUCCAAGUUGAAUUCGCUAUGGUCACUUGCAGCGCAACUGGAGAAGUCUUCUCUGUCUAAGAGUAUGGAACAUAUGUCCCAUCUACUCAACGAAAUCCCACGGAAUGUCCCACACCUCGAUUCACUCAUGUUCUUGCGCCACAAUGUCAGCCAGUCACAGGAACCACCUAACAUGACCUUCGAGCCGAGCCCUAUUUGGCACGAUGACGAAGCGCUUAUCACCGACGAGACUGCAAAGGUCUUCUUGCGCAACCUGCUCAGCAAGAGUAAAACGCAAGUUCGGGAACUAAGGGUCGAGGCCGACCAGAAACGCAGGGACGUCGAAACAUCCAAGCGGAUCCGCGAGAACAUCCAACAAGGCAAAGACAACCGUAGCGAGGUCGAUAUAGUCCGAUCUAUCUUCUACCUGCAGGGCGCUUUGCAUGAAGCGGAGCGCAAGAAGCUCACUGCCGAAGUCGAAACAUCUACGAUUAUGUCAGUAGUAGGUGAUCUAUCGUUGGGUGCCAAGAAUCACAACUUCAAGUCGCAAACGUUCAAAAUCCCGACCAAUUGUGACCUCUGCGGGGAGCGGAUAUGGGGACUCUCGGCGAAGGGGUUCGAUUGCCGGGAUUGCGGGUAUACUUGUCACAGCAAAUGCCAAAUGAAAGUCCCUGCCGAAUGUCCUGGCGAACAGAGUAAGGAAGAGAAAAAGAAGCUCAAAGUGGAACGACAAGAACAGGCCAAUGCUACGCCACAACUCGACCUUGAGCCGACAACGACUGGUUCAUCUGCCGCGCCGUCCCUAACUCGGAAGGAUACGAUGAACUCAUUGAGUUCUGGGUAUGCAGUUAGUGCUAACCGGUCGUUGUCCAACGCCGCCAGCCAGCCCGCGUUGGCUAGCCCGACCGAAUCGGCUGUUCCAUCCCCAGUGCCAGAAGCGGCGGCAACUCCGGCCCCUGUUCAGGAGACCAAGCCUAAGAGAAAUAGGGUUUUAGCUCCACCACCUGCACAAUAUGUUAAGGCUCCGCCAGUAGCUGAAUCAACGAAGCCAAGCGAACCACGCGGGAAGAUGAUCUAUCCAUUCCAAGCCGGAGGGGCCGACGAGAUAACCGUUCAAGACGGGGAUGAUGUAACUAUUGUUGAACCGGAUGAUGGGUCUGGAUGGAUGCGCGUCCGUGUUGGCUCGGCCGAGGGUCUCGUCCCAGCCUCCUACGUGGAACCGGCACCCGCGGCGUCCGUAGCGCCUGCGAGCCCCGGGAUGGCUGACCGCCCGGGGUCCACUUAUUCCAGCUCCUCUGCCUCAAUGGUAGGUAGUGCUGCGGGCAAGAAGGUUGGACCAGCUGUGGCUCCUCGCCGGGGCGCUAAGAAGCUCAAGUACGUGGAGGCGUUGUACGACUACGAGGCUCGCAGCGACAUGGAAUGGAGCAUGGCGGAAGGCGAUCGCUUUGUGCUGGUCAACCGAGACAGCGGUGACGGAUGGGCCGACGUGGAAAGAGGGGGAGUGACCAAGAGUGUGCCCGCCAACUACAUCCAGGAGGUGUAG